This is a messenger RNA of Pseudophryne corroboree (corroboree frog), 718 nucleotides long. It is a transcript of the gene ATP5MC3, whose product is annotated as ATP synthase membrane subunit c locus 3. Bases 154 to 582 code for a protein of 142 amino acids. Lineage: Eukaryota; Metazoa; Chordata; Amphibia; Anura; Myobatrachidae. Gene Ontology annotation, molecular function: proton transmembrane transporter activity. Gene Ontology annotation, biological process: proton motive force-driven ATP synthesis; proton transmembrane transport. The record is from RefSeq and is a predicted model, not a curated record. The transcript is spliced from 5 exons.
UACAAAGUGACCUUGAGUGGGUUCCCCUCCCUCCAUCCGGGUCCUCUUUAUAAAGAGCGCAGCGCGCUUGCGUACUGUUCUCCGUUCAGUUCGACCUCUGGUGACGACUGCUGACCCGAUCCCCAGCGGAAGGACACAGAACCGCCGUACAACAUGUAUGCCUGCGCUAAGUUCGUCUCUACCCCUUCUCUGGUGGUCCGUGCUGGGUCCAGAGCACUCUACAGACCAAUCUCUGCGUCAGUUUUGUCUCGGCCAGAGGUCCGAACUGAAGAGGGAAACGCACUCCUCAGUGGGACACACAACCCAUGCACCCAGCUGGUACUGAGGCAAUUCCAGACCAGUGCCGUCAGCAGGGACAUAGACACUGCUGCUAAAUUCAUUGGUGCUGGUGCUGCCACAGUUGGUGUGGCUGGCUCUGGUGCUGGUAUUGGAACAGUUUUCGGCAGUCUAAUCAUUGGUUAUGCCAGAAAUCCUUCCUUGAAACAGCAGCUGUUCUCCUAUGCCAUCUUGGGAUUUGCUCUGUCUGAAGCUAUGGGUCUGUUUUGUUUGAUGGUUGCUUUCCUGAUCUUAUUUGCCAUGUAAAUGCUGGACAUACCAUUACUAAACUAAACAGCUGUAAACAAUACUUUACUGUGGCUCCCGAGAAAUGUUGUAUUGUCAAGGAAAUGUAUUCUAUUUCCAAAGUCAGUUUCAUUAAAAAUGGUAAAACUUGUAUAAA